AUGUUUCCCUUCCUGAGCUUUAACAUCACCGGCCUCAACCCCACGGCCCACUACAACGUCUUCGUGGAGGUGGUGCUGGCGGACCCCAACCACUGGCGUUUCCAGGGGGGCAAGUGGGUGACUUGCGGCAAAGCAGACAACAACAUGCAAGGCAACAAGGUGUACGUGCAUCCCGAGUCGCCCAACACCGGGGCGCACUGGAUGAGGCAGGAGAUCUCUUUCGGGAAGCUGAAGCUAACGAACAAUAAAGGUGCCAACAACAACAACGCUCAGAUGAUAGUACUGCAAUCUCUACACAAGUACCAGCCCCGGCUUCACAUUGUGGAAGUGACUGAAGAUGGUGUUGAAGAUCUGAAUGAUUCUUCAAAGACUCAAACGUUCAUUUUCCCUGAAACCCAGUUCAUAGCAGUUACGGCAUAUCAAAACACUGAUAUUACCCAGCUCAAAAUUGAUCAUAAUCCUUUUGCGAAAGGCUUCAGAGACAACUAUGACUCCAUGUACACAGCUUCAGAAAAUGACAGAUUAACUCCAUCUCCCACGGAUUCUCCUAGAUCCCACCAGAUUGUCCCUGGUGCCCGAUACAGCGUGCAACCCUUCUUCCAAGAACAGUUUGUCAACAACCUGCCCCCAGCCAGGUUUUACAACGGGGAGAGAACUGUCCCUCAGACAAACGGCUUGCUCUCCCCGCAGCAGAACGAAGAGGUGGCCAGCUCUCCGCAGCGGUGGUUUGUGACGCCUGUGCAGCAGCCCAGUGCCAACAAACUGGACAUGAACUCCUAUGAGACGGAGUAUUCUCCAAGCACCUUGCUCCCUUAUGGCAUUAAAUCCCUCCCCCUUCAGCCAUCCCAUGCUCUGGGAUACUACCCUGACCCGACAUUUCCGUCCAUGGCUGGCUGGGGGAACAGGGCCUCUUACCAGAGGAAAAUGACAACAGGAUUACCUUGGACCUCCAGAACAAGCCCUCCAGGUUUCUCUGAAGACCAGCUUUCCAAGGAGAAGGUGAAAGAAGAGAUCGGCUCAUCCUGGAUAGAGACUCCACCUUCCAUAAAGUCUCUAGAUUCAAAUGAUUCUGGGGUCUACACAGGUGCUUGCAAGAGAAGACGGCUCUCCCCUAGCACUUCCAGCAAUGAAAAUUCCCCGACUAUGAAAUGCGAGGACAUUAAUGCUGAGGACUAUAACAAAGACACUUCAAAAGGCAUGGGCUACUACGCAUUCUAUACUAGUUCUUAA
Molecule: messenger RNA, 1230 nt
Organism: Eurypyga helias (sunbittern)
Lineage: Eukaryota; Metazoa; Chordata; Aves; Eurypygiformes; Eurypygidae
Gene: EOMES
Product: eomesodermin
Exons: 5
Coding region: 1-1230 (409 amino acids)
Biological process (GO): endodermal cell fate specification; regulation of transcription by RNA polymerase II; CD8-positive, alpha-beta T cell differentiation involved in immune response
Cellular component (GO): nucleus
Molecular function (GO): RNA polymerase II cis-regulatory region sequence-specific DNA binding; DNA-binding transcription factor activity, RNA polymerase II-specific
Source: RefSeq, a predicted model, not a curated record